Messenger RNA from Acipenser ruthenus (sterlet), 1699 nucleotides. RefSeq names its product chromosome 13 C8orf33 homolog (gene c13h8orf33). The transcript is spliced from 8 exons. Lineage: Eukaryota; Metazoa; Chordata; Actinopteri; Acipenseriformes; Acipenseridae. The record is from RefSeq and is a predicted model, not a curated record. The coding region runs from base 181 to 1353 and encodes 390 amino acids.
CACUGUGAUUUUUGUUGUAGGGGGGACCCAAAAAAUUGGGCGGACCGGUCUGAGGCAGGGGAGUUUCGUAAAAAAAUGCGCGUUAGUUGAUUUAAUGAAGCGAGCGAUAGAUCAAUUUGUGAGUGAAACGACUAAGAGGAAUGUGACAUUGCUGUAUUUUCUGUACCAGGUUAUACUGUGAUGGAAGAGGCUCCUCAGGGCACGUUCCAGGAUGAGCUUGACUGGUGUAUCCAGCAACUGGAGAACGGAUCGCUGACACUCAACCCUCGCCCCCACGCAGAGGAGACGCAGCGCGUACUGAACUUGCUGCAGUCCCGGAGGGCCACCUUCGUCAGGAAGAGGCAGCUGAUGCAGAAGGUUUUUGGGGAUUACCGUCAAAAAAUGGCAGAGGAGCACAAGCAACAGAGGAGGGAAGCCCUGCUGGGAGAGGCUGUUUCAGGGUCUUUCUCGACGAGAAGAGAGCAGAGGGCGAAGGAGGGCUGGGACUUCACACCCAGCGACAAUAGUUUUGCCUUCAACUUCUUUCCAGGGAGCACCGGCGAGGACGGCUCAGAGCCCGGGUCAGGAGCACCUGAGGAGUCAGCAGAAACGCACCCUGCCCCUGUAAGCCCAGGGACCUUGAGCUUCAACCCCCAGGAACCACAGAGUGCAGACUUUGCGUUCAAUUUCCAAAUCCCGUCGGAGGAGGCAGAGGGACAGGAGACAGCCCCACAGGGCACCCUCCCAGACCCCGGCAAAGGGAGUUCUGUGAAUCCCCAAGUCGAAAGCCAAGGAGGGGAAACGAAGCCUUCGAAGAAGAAGAAAAAGAAGAAGGCAUCUAAUAAGAAACAAGAGGCAGACGAAACCGAUGUCAACAAGAAACAAAGAGUGGAAUCGCAGGGUAAAGAGGCGAGCCGCGCAGAGCAGCCAGCUUUGUCUUCUGAGCAGCAGCUGAGCCGUGAGCUGGACUGGUGCAUCGAGCAGCUGGAGCUGGGACUGAAAACACAGAAAUCGACUCCGAAGCAGGUGGAGGAGGCUGUGCGCGCAGUAAGGACGCUACGCAGCAGCAAGGCCCCGCUGGCGAAGAAGCGGCAGGUGAUGAGGACAAUGCUGGGGGACUACAGGAAGAAGAUGGAGGCGGAGAGGCUCAAUCAGGUUAAACUAAUGCAGACAGCUUCAAAGUCUGCCCGAGUAUCAGCUGUCACAAAGCUCCCCAAGAGCCAAGUCUUACACAAGAGAGGAAACCUGAAGGCACGGGAGGGGCCAGAGGAGCCAGGCUGCUCUGAGACUUCAGGAGAGGGGGCUCAGAGCUCCAGCACAGAGAGGUUUACCUUUACACCAGCGCAGGAGGAGUUCCGAUUCAACUUCUUCUGAAGCGCCGAACUGCUGUCUCUGAAGUGGGUGACACCGAGGACAAGCAUUGACCAGCAAGUCUGCAUAGUCCUGAGUUUACCAUUUUUAAACGUUUCUAGUGCUACCUGUUUGUGUCACAGAGUAAACCAAUAAGCACAUGGGUGUUGUUAUGUUUACUGAUAAACUGGACGUACUCCCAUCUCACUGCUUCUCAGUGUGGAGCUCUAUCUUUAAGAAAUAAUAACACUGCCCCAAUUUUCUUUAAUGGAUAUUAAAGGACAGAGAGCAACAGGGCGCGGUGGAAUAUGCCUACAAUUGAGUUGAUGUAGUGCCUUUUUUCAUAUUAAACUAAAAGAUCUUAAAGUAA